UUGAGAGCAGGUUUUGAGCCUGGUAAAGAAAAUAUUGUUAAUCACUAUUAUUCGGAUUCAGACACUUAUAUACUUGUAGAUGCAGUUAGUGUGACGGCAAAAAUGACCAGAGAACAAGUGUGGGAGAUGUAUGGGGGAUUCCUCAUCGAAUAUACUAUGGAGAUUGGCUGGGACGAUUUAAUUCGCUCAAUGAGCCCCAAUCUAAAGGGAUUCCUUGACAACCUGGACUCGCUGCAUUAUUUCAUCGCAUCAUUGUCGUUAUACAAAGCAAAUUUACGUGGACCGUCGUUUCGCUGUGAAGACAAUCCUGAUGGCAGUAUUACCUUGCACUACUAUACUGGAAGGCCUGGGCUAUAUCCUAUCGUA
Messenger RNA from Cooperia oncophora, 366 nucleotides. The record is from the annotation of a GenBank genome assembly. NCBI's taxonomy places the organism in Eukaryota, Metazoa, Nematoda, Chromadorea, Rhabditida, Trichostrongylidae.